AAUCGAUUGUCGCGCCCUCAGUGUUUCGCGAUUCAUCGAUCAGUGUGGUGUGUGCCGCGUUGUUGCUCUCUUCGAUUUUUCGUUGCUUCUUUUUUCUAGCUGCGAUUAACGCGGCUACGAUCGCGUACUUUUUUCGCUUAAGCGAAAACGGCGUUACAGCUGCGGGCUCGACCAGAGCCUAACCCAACUAACUAAAAUCUAAGAUGAGACGAAGGAUAUUGUGGAUUUUGGUGAGCACGGCCGUCAUUCUCACGGAAUGCAACGCCACUACGGAGAAGGAACAGAACGAGAAGGGGGAGAGGACGUUGGGAAGUUCUUCGAAUUACAAUUCCUUCCCAGACGAUCUUUACCUGGACGAUCAAGAGGCCUCGGAAGGUUCUGGUCGAGGUGGAAGCGAGGGACGAGACGACCUUGAAGCAUCUGGUAGCGGACUCGGCCCUGACGACGAAGACGGUGAUGACGAACAUGAAUUCGACUCUAACAAUAACAGAAUAGAACCUGUGCCAAACAAACCAAUUGAACCAAAGGAACCAUACAUUGAUGAAAGUAACAACAACAAUAAAGUUCAAACAAACGUCGAUACGAUAAACCGACUGGACGAGGUAGUCGAUGUAAUCGAGCCCUCAACUGGUGAAGACGACCACGUGGAUAACACUGACGAUAGCCACGUCGUUUACAUAAUGAAUCCAAAACACGAGGACCGUGCCAGUUCAUUCUUUGCACAGCCUGGCGUUUUAGCGGCGGUAAUCGGUGGUGCUGUAGUCGGCCUACUUUGUGCCAUACUCGUGGUGAUGUUCAUCGUAUAUAGGAUGCGCAAAAAAGAUGAAGGUUCGUACGCAUUGGACGAACCAAGAAGAUCACCAGCGGCCCAGGCCUUUCCUAAACCGGGCGCACCCCAUCACAAUCGAGAAUUUUAUGCUUGAAGAGACGUAGGCCGUCUGGCUUCGUUACCGGAUAAUUUUUCUACCACGAAGAAUAUUCUGGUAGAAUGUCGCGAUUUCAAGCCAGGGAAUAGAAAGACACGCACGAUCGAAUCGAAUCGAUAUCAAGACGAUCGUAGCUGGACGAUUAUUUGAAUGAUCUAGCCGUAAUGCUCGAUAAUGAUGAUGAUGAUGAUGAAUGAUGAAGAAAAUGAUGAUGAUAAUGAUGAAAAUAAAAAACGGCGGAACAUGUGGCAGCUCUUUAUAGGACAAAAAAAAAAGAUAAUACACGCAUAUGA
Messenger RNA from Polistes canadensis, 1219 nucleotides. It is a transcript of the gene Sdc, whose product is annotated as syndecan-like. Gene Ontology annotation, biological process: cell migration. The record is from RefSeq and is a predicted model, not a curated record. The transcript is spliced from 5 exons. Gene Ontology annotation, cellular component: membrane; cell surface. NCBI's taxonomy places the organism in Eukaryota, Metazoa, Arthropoda, Insecta, Hymenoptera, Vespidae. Bases 204 to 923 code for a protein of 239 amino acids.